Molecule: messenger RNA, 4748 nt
Organism: Castor canadensis (American beaver)
Lineage: Eukaryota; Metazoa; Chordata; Mammalia; Rodentia; Castoridae
Gene: Bace1
Product: beta-secretase 1
Biological process (GO): membrane protein ectodomain proteolysis; amyloid-beta metabolic process
Cellular component (GO): endosome; plasma membrane; trans-Golgi network
Molecular function (GO): aspartic-type endopeptidase activity
Source: RefSeq, a predicted model, not a curated record
UUUGCGCCUCCCCUGCCUGCCUGGGAGCUGGAGCUGGAUUAUGGUGGCCUGAGCAGCCAACGCAGCCGCGGGAGCCCGGCGCCCUUGUCCCUUCCCACGCCGCCAACCCCUCCAGGAGGACCGGGAAAGCAGCCGGAGCCCACCUGCCAUGCCUGCCCCUCCCAGACCCCAGAGGACGCCGAGCCCGCGGCCGCGGCCGGCCACCCAGAUGUAGCUGGGUCCCGGGUCCCCAUCGCUCGCUCUUCUCGCUCGCUGCGGAUUUCGAAGGCCUGGACCCCGGGACUGGCUAGAGGGCCUGCAGGCUCUGGGGUCCUGAUGCCUCCAAGUCCCCUCUCCUGAGAGAAGCCACCACCGCCACCAGGUCUUAGGGGCAGGCCACAGGGACGAUCGUGGGCCGGAUUGAGCCCAGCAGGCCCGGGCCCACCAUGGCCCCAGCCCUGCCCUGGCUCCUGCUGUGGGUGGGCUCCGGGAUGCUGCCUGCCCAAGGCACCCAGCACGGCAUCCGGCUGCCCCUGCGCAGCGGCCUGGCGGGGCCCCCUCUGGGGCUGCGGCUGCCCCGGGAGACCGACGAGGAGCCAGAAGAGCCCGGCCGGAGAGGUAGCUUUGUGGAGAUGGUUGACAACCUGAGGGGCAAGUCCGGCCAAGGCUACUAUGUGGAGAUGACGGUGGGCAGCCCCCCACAAACGCUCAACAUCCUGGUGGACACAGGCAGCAGUAACUUUGCAGUGGGGGCGGCCCCCCACCCUUUCCUGCAUCGCUACUACCAGAGACAGCUGUCCAGCACAUACCGGGACCUCCGGAAGGGUGUAUAUGUGCCCUACACCCAGGGCAAGUGGGAGGGGGAGCUGGGCACCGACCUGGUGAGCAUCCCUCAUGGCCCCAACGUCACUGUGCGUGCCAACAUUGCUGCCAUCACUGAAUCGGACAAGUUCUUCAUUAAUGGCUCCAACUGGGAAGGCAUCCUGGGGCUGGCCUAUGCUGAGAUCGCCAGGCCUGAUGAUUCUCUGGAGCCCUUCUUUGACUCCCUGGUGAAGCAGACCCAUGUUCCCAACCUCUUCUCCCUGCAGCUCUGUGGCACUGGCUUCCCUCUCAACCAGUCUGAGGUGCUAGCCUCUGUUGGAGGGAGCAUGAUCAUUGGGGGUAUCGACCAUUCACUGUACACAGGCAGUCUCUGGUACACACCCAUCCGGCGGGAGUGGUAUUAUGAGGUGAUCAUUGUGCGGGUGGAAAUCAAUGGACAAGAUCUGAAAAUGGACUGCAAGGAGUACAACUACGACAAAAGCAUCGUGGACAGUGGCACCACCAACCUUCGUUUGCCCAAGAAAGUAUUUGAAGCUGCAGUCAAGUCCAUCAAGGCAGCCUCCUCGACAGAGAAGUUCCCAGAUGGGUUUUGGCUGGGGGAGCAGCUGGUAUGCUGGCAAGCAGGCACCACCCCUUGGAACAUUUUCCCAGUCAUCUCACUCUACCUCAUGGGUGAGGUCACCAAUCAGUCCUUUCGCAUCACCAUCCUUCCACAGCAAUACCUGAGGCCGGUGGAAGAUGUGGCCACGUCCCAAGACGACUGUUACAAGUUUGCCAUCUCACAGUCCUCCACGGGCACUGUCAUGGGAGCUGUUAUCAUGGAGGGCUUCUACGUUGUCUUUGAUCGGGCCCAAAAACGAAUUGGCUUUGCUGUCAGUGCUUGCCAUGUGCACGAUGAGUUCAGGACGGCAGCAGUGGAAGGCCCUUUUGUCACUCUGGACAUGGAAGACUGUGGCUACAACAUUCCACAGACCGAUGAGUCGACCCUCAUGACCAUAGCCUAUGUGAUGGCUGCCAUCUGUGCCCUCUUCAUGCUGCCACUCUGCCUCAUGGUGUGCCAGUGGCGCUGCCUCCGCUGCCUCCGCCAUCAGCACGAUGACUUUGCUGAUGAUAUAUCCCUGCUGAAGUGAGGAGGCUACAGGCAGAAGACAGAUUCCCCUGGACCACAUCUGGGUGGAGACACAGGUGGCACCUGUGGCCAGAGCACCUCAGGACCCUCGCCUCCCUCGGCCACCAAAUGCCUCUGCCUUGACAGAAAAGAUAAAGAAGCCAGCAAGGGGGGUUACAGGGCUUGCACCUGCAGGAACCAGGAGAGGAAAGAAAGAAGCACUGGUGGCAGGAAUACUCUUAGUCACCUCAGACUUGAGUUAAGAAAUUCUGCUGCUUGAAACUUCAGCCCUGAACUUUUGCCCACCAUCCCUCUAGAUUCUCCCACCCAAAGUAUUCUUUCCUUACUUCCAGAAGCACUAGCAUCACACCCAGGUUACCCUGUGUGUUUCUCAGUGGUACCAGGCAGAGAGAAGGCCAAUCUCAUUUUCCUACUGGCCAAAGUCAGCAGGUGAAGAUGCAGUUUGCUAUUUGCUUUAGAGAGAUAAGGACUGCAGAAACAAACCUACACUGGUGCAAAGACUGCUUCCUGAAUUAAACAAAAACCAAUGGCAUGGAAUAUUUGUACUCAUGGGGACAGUCAGGAAGAGGAGAGAGAGUACAAAGACAGGGAGCAGUUGGUAUCAAAGUGAGGAAAGGCAGAAACACAGACACUCUCCAGUCCCAGUUUUAGACCUCAUCUCCAAGACAGAACCCCAUCACUCAAGAUGGUUGUCCUUUUCCAGUGUUUCUGUUGUCAAAACCUGAACAGAAGUGAGACAGGAAGAAGGGCUUAUGCAGCCAAAGAGCUCUUUUUAAAAGCUCUCUUAAUUGAAAAGUGCCCACAAAGAAGUUCUGCUGAACAAAUGAAUUCCCUACCUUAUAAUUACACUUGUCUCUACCUGCACCCUUUCUUCUAUGUAUGAUAGGUGGCACUAAAACAUCCCAACCCCCAAAGCCUCAGAUGCCCUGUGGGAGAGCAGGUGGAAUGUGGCAGGGCUGGGCAUUGUCUUCCUGAUCACAGGCUCACUACUUCCCCUAAUCCUAUUACUCUGGAGCUUUCAGCUGAGGUGCUAAUGGCAUAAAAAGGAGGCCUCUCCUACCUAAUCUUUGAAAGCAGGAUCCUGAAGAUUCAUUCAACAGGUUUAGGGUUGAUGCGUUAUACUGCUGCUGGAUUUCCUGAUCAGCAGUGUAAAAGUACGGAGAGAUUUCAUUACUUUCCCACCACCUCUAAUGGCCCUCCAUUUUUUUGGCUAAGGCAUCACAAACUGGCUAGUAUUACAUCAGGAAUGUAAGAAAUAGAGGGCUAUCUGGCUUUAAGUCAUUGCCUUCAAUAUCAAGGCUGCCUGGAGAAAGGACAGCAGCCUUAGGGCUUCCAUUUUUCCUUCUCUACUUUUCCCUGCUGGAGGCCAUCUUCUUUUCCUUUCCUGUUCGCUGCAACCCAUUCCCAAUAGUACAUGGGUACCCAGGCUGGUUCUUGGGCUAGGUAGUGAGGCCGCAUUCAUUCCCUCCUUGUCAGUUCCAACACAGUGGACUGUGAUACCAGUGUUAGUGGGAAACAGCUGAGUUCUCUCCCAGGAUACCUGCUGCAUCCUAUUCCUAUUUGGUCUACACAUUACUUCCAAGUAGAAGACCUGUCAAGGAUGGAAUUACCUGAUGAGAUAGAGAAAUAUAAGGAGGGCCUCUGGAGUUGCUGGCCUCAGCCAGCUGCCCACAAGCCAUAAAUCAAUAAAAUAAGAAUACUGAGAGUCACAGGUUUUUUUUUUUUCUUCCCUUGGGUUCUCCUCCUUCCCACUGCUCUUGGUGCUGCUUUGGCUGACUGGGCACACAACUAUAAAAACUGACGGGAAGACUGGAGACUGUCUACUUCCAGCUCAGAACUUACAGUGUAAAUAAACUUCCAGCAUUGCUACCGUGAAAUGAAAAUGCCACAUUCUGCUUUAUAAUUUAUACCUGUGGGGAAAACUGGCUUUUCUCCAGCUCUUUCUGGGACAUAAAACUCAACUCAGUCAUUGGUAACUCCCAUUGUCCUACUGUUUGUUUGUUGUUUUUUAAGAGAAAAUUUGCAUUUAUUUUUCUUUUUACAGUUACUUCCUUUUUACCCUGAAACUAUUAAUUCUAAAUGUAAAAAAAAAAAUCUUAAGACAGCUUUUUGCUUGUAAAAAUAUGUAUUAUAUAGCUCUAUUUUUAAAUUCUAUUCCUGAAAAAAGACUGUCCCUUCUCCACACACUACAUUUGAGGCCUUUGCCAUUGGUCUACAUAUAUUGAAGCAUGGCAGGCCUGUGAGCAGAGGAAGGGAGAAAAAGAAUGGCCAAAACUUAAGUGGGGCUUUUUAUUGAUCCUGAACACAGAAGAGAAAAGCAUAAUAAUGAUAAGGCCCAGCUCCCACGUACAACUCUUCAGGACACUUACCCUCCGGCUUGGAGUUGGCUUGCCAGGGGCUUUCUCUGGGAAGCGGCUGUACUCCCUACUCAUCCCUCCUUUUUCUCUCUCUCUACUCCUUUGGAUUCAAAGAUUUUUUUGGAAAAGAAACAAUAUUCUUUACACCCACUUCCAAUUUCUGAACUUUGAGAGGACACUGAAAGAUUCUAUAAAGGUAGUCCAAGACUACUGCAAAAUUGAAGGGAGGAAAAAAAAUCUAAGAUUACUAGAUUAAAAAUUAAUUCCCCAGAUGAAAAAAAACAAAGGAAUUGCUCUUCCAUUUUGAUACAUUUACUGUUCAUGGCAGUACCAAACUGGAGACCUUAUUAUUUCAUUAACCAAAGAAAGCAGGCCAUCUGACUUCUAAAGAGUUGAGUACUAGACUAGAGGUGUGGCUCAAGUGGUAGAGCACCUGCUUUUGCAAGUUAGAAGCCCUGAGU